This is a messenger RNA of Vigna angularis (adzuki bean), 1847 nucleotides long. RefSeq names its product protein LURP-one-related 7. The record is from RefSeq and is a predicted model, not a curated record. The transcript is spliced from 4 exons. Bases 780 to 1373 code for a protein of 197 amino acids. NCBI's taxonomy places the organism in Eukaryota, Viridiplantae, Streptophyta, Magnoliopsida, Fabales, Fabaceae.
AUAAAAGUCUGAAAAUGUACUUGCAGAACUGCAUAUUACUACUGUUCAGCAGAAUCUUCCAAACCCAACUUGUAAAAGAAAUAAACAUAUAAACACGCUUUCUUCAUUGCUCGGCGUUCUAAACCAAUCCCUAAAUUGAGAAAUCAUCGUCCCGAGUCUCGCAAUCUCCGCCAUUGGGUUCCGUGUUUUUGUCAGUAGUUUUAGUCUGAUCCACCUCUCUGUCAUCACAAGACUCUCUCCCCUGUCUGCGUUUGUAUGUAUUCCCCCCCUUUUACUGGAUAUUGGUAUGCUCACAGAAACUUCAAUUUCAGCUCUAUUUUAUUUUAUUUAUAAUUUAAAAUUAUCAUAUCGUAUUGGGAGGUCCAAUUUUUUUUUUCGAGUUCUUUAUUAACAUUUUGGAAUUAGGCUCUGUUUGGGUAGUACCAGUUGGAAGUGUUUGUUUUUUUUUAACGGGGAAUGUGUAACUUCUUUCCUGUAUGGAUGAUCUAAAAAAAUCUGAAAAAUACUUCGAAGUUUGUGACUAAAGAACGUCUUAAACUUAAUGGAACUGCUGCUGGUUACAUGUCUUUCUUCUAGUAAACUGAGUUUGAAGUAACAAAUGUUUUCCAUUCCAUGAGUAAUGUACCAUGAGGCGUGCUUGCAGCUUGGAAUAGAUUGCCAAUUUUGCUCUGUGAUCAGAUUUUAAUGUCUCAAUGUUGUGUUGUUUUAUCAUUUGCGGGAUGCUGAUAGUGAGAUUGUGGUUCAGUUAAAGGCAGGAAGGAUUCCUCCACUGAGGAAAAAUGGAAUUGGGAACCUCAGAGUCAUCAUAUCCAGGUUCAGGGAACUGGGAGAUCCCAAUUGAUCUGUUCGGUUCCAAAAAGCAUGCCGGAGUCCCUCGUGGUGUUCUAGCAUUUGCAGAUGAGUCUGAUAACGUAGUCUUCAGGGUGAACCGCCACCCACCCAAUCCUAACUCAUCGCCCCUUCCCAAGGACAAGAAAGUAUUGGUCGAUGCCUCAGGCCAUACCCUCUUCUCCAUCUACAGCUAUCAUAAUGGGUCUUGGAAGUGCUAUAAGGGAGACAGUGAUGGGAAUAGGGAGCUGGUGUUUAGAGUGCAGAGGACCCUCAAAACAUUUACUAGAGUUGAGUUAGAGGUACUUUUUGAGAGUGGAAGAUCCAAUGAUGAAGUUUGUGAUUGGAAAGUGAAGGGUUCACCUUUUCAGAGAUCAUGCUGCAUCUAUAAAGAUGCUGACUUGGUUGCACAGAGUAGCCUGAUGUACAAGCUCCACCAAAUAUUUGUCAGUAGGGGAAAAUUUCGUCUAACAAUCUUUCCGGGGACUAUUGAUCAUGCUCUAAUCGUGGCUAUGUUUGUGAUAUUUUUAAGUGGAAGAAAGUAGUGUCAUUGACCCAAAUGAAACUGCAAGGAGAAAAAAUGGUUUUGAUUAAUGUCUUUGAUGAUCUUUCUGUCUCACUCAUACACAUUUAUUUUUCUCAUAACAUCGGUUCAUCCAUUGACUAAUAAGGGGAACAAAUGGGAUAUUGUUCUUUAUAGGAAGCAAUGUUUUAUUUAAACCGGUGCUAGAUCCUAUCCCCAGAAACAUUUUCAUUGUUAUUGAACUGGGCAACUCAUGAAUGAUUUAUCAUUUAUCCCUAUUGGAUAAUACUUUUAUUUCACCUAUCUUCAUUCUCACCAUUCAUUUGGAACGUAGCCAGUAUGUAUGAAAAUAUAGAUAUAGAUUUGGAGGAAGCAUCCACAUUUAGAAUACAGAUCCAACCAUAGAGAACCAGAGACUGGUAAAAUAUCUGUACUGAAAUUUGAUUCAGCAAUCAAUGUAUUUAUUUAGUGAAAUUGGACACAUUUGGAUAGACUA